Messenger RNA from Pochonia chlamydosporia 170, 918 nucleotides. Its product is annotated as Helix-loop-helix DNA-binding domain-containing protein. The transcript has 2 exons. Gene Ontology annotation, molecular function: DNA-binding transcription factor activity; protein dimerization activity. Gene Ontology annotation, cellular component: nucleus. The record is from RefSeq and is a predicted model, not a curated record. The coding region runs from base 1 to 918 and encodes 305 amino acids. Lineage: Eukaryota; Fungi; Ascomycota; Sordariomycetes; Hypocreales; Clavicipitaceae.
AUGUCUGAUUCCAUUGCGAUUGACCAGCCUGAUUUGUCCAGUCUCACCGGCUCUCCCGGCUCUAAGAGAAAGCGUGAACUGGACAGCCCAGGUGCACAGCGUGCUAAGCGUGCUUCUGCUGCUCCCCCUGCAGCCAUGACUGCUGACACUGCUGCAUUUAUUGAGAAUGCUAUUGAAGCAACUCACGCCGCUGCCGCAAACGGUGUCAACGUAGCAGACUUCAAUGCCUUGCAACAAGCUGCAGCUGCCGACCACACAGAUGCAUCUGAUCCCUCAAAUGCGACGAGUACCGCUCAAGCUGCACUUGGCAUGUAUCCUACACUUCACGUCCCUCCUUCGACAGAGGAGCAGUUUGCAGCUCAGGCAACCGCUGAUGGCGAGCACCAUCAUCACGAUCAAGCAUUCAACCCCGACGUUCCCCAGCCUGAUAUGAUGGACCCUUCCGCAGUCGGCCAACAACCGCCACCAAAUGGUGUUCAACCUGGACAUCGAUAUUCUACAUCCUCAGCUACUCCAAACCCCAAGCCUACCGUCGGCUCUGAGGAGUGGCACAAAAUGCGGAAAGACAACCACAAAGAAGUUGAGCGAAGACGGCGUGAGACCAUUAAUGAAGGCAUCAAUGAGCUAGCUAAGAUUGUUCCUGGGUGCGAAAAGAACAAGGGUUCCAUCUUGCAGCGCGCCGUCAGCUUUAUUUCACAGCUCAAGGAGAAUGAGCAGCAAAACAUCGAAAAAUGGACACUUGAAAAGCUGCUCACUGAGCAGGCCAUUACGGAGUUGAGUGCCUCCAACGACAAACUCAAGCAAGAAUGUGAACGUCUUUACCGAGAAUUGGAGACAUGGAAGCGAGUUGCACAGAAUGCUGGCCUAGAGCCUCCUCAGCCUAAGGAAGAGCCAAGCACGGGGGCGACGUCAAGUUAG